Mucor velutinosus is the source of this 1686-nucleotide messenger RNA. RefSeq lists its product as uncharacterized. Gene Ontology annotation, biological process: fatty acid beta-oxidation using acyl-CoA dehydrogenase. The transcript is spliced from 9 exons. NCBI's taxonomy places the organism in Eukaryota, Fungi, Mucoromycota, Mucoromycetes, Mucorales, Mucoraceae. The coding region runs from base 1 to 1686 and encodes 561 amino acids. Gene Ontology annotation, molecular function: flavin adenine dinucleotide binding; acyl-CoA dehydrogenase activity; heme binding. Gene Ontology annotation, cellular component: cytoplasm. The record is from RefSeq and is a predicted model, not a curated record.
AUGUCCAAAUUCACUAUUGAAGAAGUUGCAAAGCACAGAGUUGAUACAGAUUGUUGGAUUGUCAUUCACGGCAAAGUGUACGAUGUAACCCACUUUCUACAGGAGCAUCCAGGAGGCAAAAAGGUCUUGCUCAAAGUUGCUGGUACUGACGCGUCCAAGCAAUUUGAUGCAUAUCACAACGCCAGUGUGUUACAAAACGUAGCUGCAAAAUACGAAAUCGGACAGAUGAGCGAUGCCACAGACAGUGAGCAAGAAGAAAUCACAACCACUGAAGAGUUGGAUGAGCAAGAAAAGCCUUCAUCAGAAAACAAUCCGUUGAUUAUGGGCGAAACAUUUGGCGAUAUGGUUCCUUUUGGCGAUCCCAUGUGGUAUCAAGACUGGCAGAGCCCCUUUUAUAAUGAUUCUCAUCGUGCUGUACGCAAAUACAUGCGCGAGUUUGUUGAGAAAGAAAUUAUGCCAAACUGUCAUGCGUGGGAUGAAGCAAAGCAGAUUCCUAGUGAGUUAUUCAUCAAGGCUGCCAAAGCAGGCAUUUUGGCUGCUGUCGUGAGCUUUGGUAGCGAGGGAAAAUAUCUUCCAUACCCUCUUCCUGCUGGCAUUGCUCUUGAAGAGUGGGAUGCAUUUCAUUCUGUGAUUGUCACUGAUGAACUCUCUCGUUGUGGUUCUGGUGGUGUUCUUUGGGCAUUGUGUGGAGGAUUAGGAAUUGGCCUUCCUCCAAUCUUGCACUUUGGUUCUGAUUACCUAAAGGAAAAGGUAGUUUCUGAUUGCUUGGCUGGAACAAAGAUCAUCUGUCUGGCAAUCACUGAGCCUUCUGGCGGGUCUGACGUUGCAGGCCUCCAAACAGAGGCUAAAGAUAUGGGCGACCACUACUUGCUAAACGGUGAAAAGAAAUGGAUUACCAAUGGCGUAUUUGCAGACUACUUUUGUGUAGCUGUUCGAACUGGCCAACCUGGCUUUGGUGGUAUCUCUUUUCUUUUAGUUGAGCGUGACAUGCCUGGCGUUAGUACUCGACAAAUGAAGUGCAGUGGUGUCUGGCCAUCUGGAACUGCCUACAUUACAUUUGAAGAUGUGAAAGUGCCCAAAGAAAACCUUGUGGGUAAAGAGAACAAGGGCUUCAAGUAUAUUAUGUGGAAUUUUUCAUCAGAACGAUUGGGGAUAGUCAUUCAGGCCAAUCGAUUUGCAAGAGUUUGCAUUGAAGAGUCAAUCAAGUAUGCCAACAAACGAAAGACAUUUGGAAAAAAGCUUAUUGAUCAUCCUGUAAUUCGAAACAAGAUUGCACAUAUGAUAAGACAAGUAGAGGCCACUCAUGCUUGGAUGGAGAUCCUGACCUACCAAGCUAGCAAGCUGCCCCCUCAAUUGCUGCCUAUUCGCUUGGGUGGCCCGAUUGCUUUGUGCAAAGCUCAAUCGACACAGACAUUUGAAUACUGUGCUCGUGAGGCCGCCCAAAUAUUUGGUGGAUUGUCGUACACUCGUGGUGGGCAAGGUGAAAAGAUUGAAAGAUUAUACAGAGAGGUCAGAGGUAGAUAUUACAGUGUUACAUUUGUCUAUUCAACACCCUUUACUGAUUUAAACUUGCACCUAUCUUUUCUGACAGCGUAUUCGAUUCCAGGCGGAAGCGAGGAGAUUAUGCUCGAUCUUGGCGUUCGACAAGCAAUGAAAGUUGGAGCUUUUAUGGGAGCCAAGAUGUAA